Molecule: messenger RNA, 2246 nt
Organism: Hibiscus syriacus
Lineage: Eukaryota; Viridiplantae; Streptophyta; Magnoliopsida; Malvales; Malvaceae
Product: pentatricopeptide repeat-containing protein At5g46460, mitochondrial
Exons: 1
Coding region: 1-2142 (713 amino acids)
Biological process (GO): RNA modification
Molecular function (GO): protein binding; RNA binding; zinc ion binding
Source: RefSeq, a predicted model, not a curated record
AUGUUGAAAUCUCGCGCGCUUUUUUUCAGAAAAACCAACCAAUCAAGUAUCCUUUUCGGUUUAUCAAUCUACCUUCCCUUUUCUUCCUCAUUUGUUGAAAGAUUCUCGCAAUAUUUGACUACGAUUUCUAGCAAUGCAAACUCAAGCUACCCCAAUUGUAAAUUUUUAUUCUUCCAUCACCUAAACAACCAACGAUUGGAUGAAGCUCGUGAGGUGUUAAACAAAAUCCCAUUCCCUGGGGUGCAUUUAUACACCAUGAUGAUUGAUGGGUAUGCUCAAAAUAAUCGACUUGAUGAAGCAAUCCAACUGUUCGAGAAAAUGCCGGUGAGAGAUACCGUUUCUUGGAAUUCAAUGAUUAAAGGGUGUUUGAAUUGUGGGGAUUUAAUCACGGCCAGGAAGCUUUUCGAUGAAAUGCCUGGACGGAAUGUUGUUUCUUGGACGACAAUUGUAAACGGAUACUUGCAGUUUGAGGAAAUCGAGGUGGCUGAAAGGUUGUUUUUUGAGAUGCCGGUGAAGGAUGUCGCAGCUUGGAAUUCAAUGAUUUAUGGAUAUUUGAAGUUCGGGAGAGUUGAUGAUGCGGUUAAUUUGUUCGGGAAGAUGCCAUCUAGGAAUGUGAUUUCAUGGACUUCAAUGAUUGAUGGGUUGGAUUAUAAUGGGAGAACUGAUGAAGCUUUAAUCUUUUAUAAAAAGAUGGCUGCUUCUGGUGUUCAACAGAGUUCAAACACGCUUUCUUGCGUGUUGAAAGCUUGUGCAAAUGUAAUGGCUUUGCAUUUGGGUGUUCAGAGCCAUGGUCAAAUUGUUAAGUUUGGAUUCUGUUUUGAUGAAUUUGUAUGCACUUCGCUUUUAACUUUUUAUGCUAAGUGCAAGCAAAUGGAAAAUGCUUCCAAGGUUUUCAAUGAGAAACUGCAUGACAACGUGGUAAUAUGGACAGCUCUCGUAACUGGUUAUGGCUUGAACCAUAAGCAUCGAUCCGCAUUGAUGGUUUUUAGAGACAUGAUACAAAUGGCUGUCCUACCGAAUCAAUCAUCUUUCACUAGUGCCUUGAAUUCAUGCAGUGGAUUAGAGGCUCUGGACAAGGGUAAAGCGAUCCAUGCUGUGGCCGUCAAGCUAGGUCUGAACUCUGAUAUAUUUGUUGGUAAUUCUCUGGUUGUAUUGUAUACUGUGUGUGGGAAUAUUAAUGAUGCUGUAGCUGCAUUCAAUAAUAUUGGUGUGAAAAAUGAUGUCUCGUGGAACUCCAUUAUUGUUGGAUCUGCACAGCAUGGUCAAGGUAUGUUGGCUCUCACACUCUUUACUCAAAUGAUACGCCAUGAAGUUGAUCCAGACGAGAUUACAUUCACGGGGUUGCUCUCUGCUUGCAGCCAUUCUGGAAUGUUGCAAAAGGCCAGAUGCUUUUUCGAGUAUAUUAGUCGAUAUAAAUCCACUGUGAUAAAACUUCCGCACUAUGUUUGUAUGGUUGAUGUCCUGGGUAGAUGUGGGAAAUUGGAAGAAGCGGAGGAGCUAAUUUAUAAUAUGCAGGUAAAGCCUAAUUCUAUAGUUUGGCUAGCUUUGCUUAGUGCUUGUAGGAUGCAUUCUAACUUAGGAGUGGCUGAAAGAGCUGCGAGAUCUAUUCUUGAUCUUGAACCGAAUUGCAGUGCUGCUUAUGUUUUGUUGUCGAAUAUAUAUGCUUCUGCUGGUAAAUGGAGUGAUGUCUCGAGAAUGAGAGUACGGAUGAAACAAAGAGGGGUCGUGAAACAACCGGGUUGCAGUUGGGUUACUUUGAGGGGAAUCCGACACGAGUUUGUUUGUGCAGAUAGGUCUCACCCUCUUACUGAGAAAAUAUAUGAAAAGCUGGAUUGGUUGGGAGGAAAGUUGAAGGAGGUUGGCCAUGUUCCGGAUGAGAGGUUUGCACUUCAUGAUGUGGAGGAGGAGCAAAAGCAAGAGAUGUUGUCAUAUCACAGCGAGAGGCUUGCCAUUGCAUUUGGAUUGGUGGCUACUGCGGAGGGUGGAGCAAUAACGGUGAUGAAGAAUCUUCGUGUAUGUGGCGAUUGUCACGGUGCCAUUAAGCUCAUUGCAAAGAUUGUUGGUCGGGAGAUCAUAGUAAGAGAUUCUACACGGUUUCAUCACUUUAGAAAUGGGAUGUGCUCUUGUGGGGACUAUUGGUAGCAAAUUACAAAGGUUUUUCAUAUUCAAAAACAUCUUGAUCUUUCGAAACAACCUUGUAAUUAGCUGAUUCAGAUGGUGAUGUUGAGAUCUUUUGAUGGUCUAGU